AUGGAUGAAUGCAGUUUACAAGAUGCAGGUUUCUUUGGCAAUAUUCAUACAUGGAGUGACAAUAGGGGACCUCCUACCACCAUCUGGAUGAGACUUGAUAGGUUACUCUAUAAUGAAGAAUGGGCAGAUGAGUUCUCAGAAACUACAGUGCAACACCUGGCUAGAGUAUGCUCGGAUCAUGCGCCUUUGUUGAUCACAAUGAGGAAGGUGCUUGCUAAUGUUCCUAGAUACCUCAAAUUCCUAGAUUUUUGGACAGAACAUGAAUCUUUUGAAGCAGUGGUUAAAGAAGUAUGGCAAGAACCAGUGGAAGGCAACCCAAUGUGGAUUCUGCAUCAGAAAUUGAAGAAAACUAACAAGAGGGCUGAAUUGAAUGAAGCUAAAGCAGAGUAUGUACAGUUUCUCAAGUUGCAAGAAGUUGUUCUUAGACAAAAAGCCAAAGCUAACUGGUUGACUGAUGGAGACAGGAAUACCGCCUAUUUUCACAGUGUGAUUAAAGGAAGAAGAAAGAAACUAAGCCUUCAAAGAAUUCAGGACAAUACUGGACAGUGGAGAGAAGGUACUGAAGAUGUGGCAAAUGCUUUGGUUGACUAUUUUCAGAAUAUCUUCAAUUCAGACAAUAGUACAGGGGAUUUUAGAAGUCUGAAUUGUAUCAGUCCAAGGGUCACGUAA
Molecule: messenger RNA, 669 nt
Organism: Lycium barbarum (goji berry)
Lineage: Eukaryota; Viridiplantae; Streptophyta; Magnoliopsida; Solanales; Solanaceae
Exons: 2
Coding region: 1-669 (222 amino acids)
Source: RefSeq, a predicted model, not a curated record